AUGUCUGACGUCGACGUCUUGGCUGCCAUGGGUAUAUCUGGCUUCGGCAAAAAGUCGAAGCAGAGACAACUCGAUCCCAAUCGUUUCGACAAAAGCCGACGUGAGGAGGUUUCUGCGCCCCCGAUAGCCGCCAUUAAAGUAGAACAGGUUGGGGACCCCAACGAGGAGCCCGAAUUCGACCCGGAUGAUGUCGGUCCCCUUCCACCACCCAAGGCUAGUGGCCCAGAGUUGGAAGACGGAGAGCCGGAAUUUGACUUCUCAGACGACGAAGAUUCCGAGCUUCCUGAAUUUCCCACUACCCAUGAGCUACCCAUGAAAGAUCACACGAAGGUAGUGUCAGCGCUGACGCUUGACCCAUCAGGGGCGCGAGUACUGUCGGGAUCCCAUGAUUACGACUGCAAGCUGUGGGAUUUUGGUGGCAUGGAUUGGAGGUGCAAACCAUUCAAGACUUGGGAGCCCGCGGGUACUUACUAUGUCCAUGACUUGAAAUACUCCAACGAUGGGCAACAAUUCCUUGCCAUUUCAGGUACAUUACAGGCUAAGCUAUAUGAUCGUGACGGCGAGGAGCUGGCUACCUUUGUCAAAGGGGAUCCAUACAUUCGAGACAUGAAGAAUACCGCGGGGCAUGUUGCUGAAUUGCGAUCCUGCGCCUGGCAUCCUUACGAUCCACAGACCUUCAUCACAAGCUCCGUAGACUCUACAAUACGGCAAGUGCAUCGAAUAUGGGAUGUCGAGAACAAGCGAAAACAGAAAACAGUCAUCGUUGUGAAGUCCAAGGAGCGUGGUGCGCGCACGAAGGUUACUGCAUGCGGGUACUCUCCAGAUGGUACUCUCAUCGGAGGUGCAUGUCUGGAUGGUGCACUGCAUAUGUGGCAGACCAAAUCCAAUUUCGUUCGACCAAGUCUAACCAUUGAGGGUGCGCACGUGAAAAAUACUGAACCUGGAUCGCUUGUCUUUUCUGUCGACGGUCGGACCGUCUUGACCAGAGGAGGGGAUGACACAGUGAAACUUUGGGAUUUACGGGCUUUCAAGAAGCCUCUUGCGGCACAUGGGGGUCUAGCGACUUUGUAUCCGACAACGAAUGCAAUCUUCAGCCCAGACGAUAAAUUUGUGGUGACUGGGUCAGGGGCGUCGUCGAAAGGAGAAAAGGGUCGACUGGUGUUCCUGCGAAAGGAUAAUUUGGAGUCUGUGAAGGAGCUUGAAGUGGAAACGACGCCUGUCAAAGUUUGCUGGCAUUCAAAAAUUAACCAGAUUGUCACAGGGUUGGCGAAUGGGCAGAUAUGUGUCCUUUACUCACCGCAGACAUCCAUCAAUGGGGCAAAACUACCAUUCAACAAAGGACCACCGAGAAAGGCCACUAUCGAAGACAUGUCAGACGCGGUAUCCGCUCCAACUAUUCUCACACCGCACGCGUUACCCAUGUUCCGCGAUGGGGAUGGGCUGACGAGAGGCAGCAAGCGCAAGAGAGAGAAAGAACGCAUGGACCCGCGGAAGAGCAGGCGACCAGAGCUCCCAGUUACCGGACCCGGCCGGGGAGGACGUGUCGGAGCGAGUGCAACCCAACACGUCGUCCAGAACCUGGUGCGAGACACGACAAGAGACGAAGAUGUGCGUGCGCUAUGUUUUGAUACCCACUUGCCCCUCGUGCGCGUCAUUGGAUCAUCAUCGUACAGCCUCAUCUCGAUGGACAUUCGAGCUCCUCGGCCGCUCAGUUUGCGGCCCUGGAUGUUCGCAUCCGCCUCGGUGGCGAUUCCGGCAGGGAGGCCGGAUGUUACCGCAGCGACACGCCGGAGACGCGUUGCCACGGAAGGAGGCUCGGAGCCUGAUUUGGUUCAGACUCCGCAAGCGCUCUGCACCAUUCUGCGCGUGCUUGGACGACAGCCGCGCGAGGCGUUGCUCAAGCUGGCCGCAGACGCAGACGAUAACCCAGUGUGGACGGCAGCAUGGCGGGCGAACCAACCGAACGCUGUAUUUGCAGAGGCAGAGGAGGAGGACGAAGAGGAGAAGGCGUAG
Fibroporia radiculosa is the source of this 2013-nucleotide messenger RNA. RefSeq lists its product as uncharacterized. Lineage: Eukaryota; Fungi; Basidiomycota; Agaricomycetes; Polyporales; Fibroporiaceae. Gene Ontology annotation, molecular function: protein binding. The transcript has 12 exons. Gene Ontology annotation, biological process: regulation of DNA double-strand break processing. The record is from RefSeq and is a predicted model, not a curated record. Gene Ontology annotation, cellular component: site of double-strand break; nucleus. The coding region runs from base 1 to 2013 and encodes 670 amino acids.